AUGGAACAACAAAUUAAGUCACUGUUAUUUAUUAAAAUUUUUACUUUUAGCCUUUUAUUUUGGAUGUGCCAUUUUUACAUAUAUAUGAUGGCAUUUAACAAGCUUUUUGAUAUAAACUACAAUCAUCAUAGAGAAUUAUAUAUAAGAAAUUAUCGUUCACUUGCAAAUUAUAAACAGUAUAAUCAUUCAAGUAUUACAUGUAUUAAUGAUCAGUUACCUAACGGAGUAAACAAUAAAAGUGAUAUCACUAGUAAAGAAAAAUAUUCUGAAAGAAAAAAAAAAUAUUCAAAUGGAACUUUACCAACUAAUGCAAGAAGUCAUAGAAAAGAUACAAAAAGUAAAUCUUGUAUAUUUGAAACAAAAAAAUAUUCCCAUUUAGAAAAAAAAAUAUUCAAAGAACUUGAUUAUGCAGAUUUUCUUAAAAAGAACAGGACAAUUAGUGAUAAAAUUUAUAAAAAAAUAAUACUUAAAAAAUGCGGAUUACGACUUGCUUUACCUUUAUUACUAUUUUUGGUGUUAGCAAUAUCAUUUAUAUUAGAUAAAUUUUGUGGAUAUGGGCUUACGUAUGUUUUGUAUAAAGUGAUACUUCUCUGUUCACCUGUCAUAGGUGUUGAGGAACUAAUUAAAAUUCCAUAUCUUUCACACAUUAAAAAUCUUUCAACAUUAUAUACAAAACCUGCUUCUCCGGCCUUAGUACAUUUAUAUGACAUUCUGAACAGACCUCCUUUAAAAUGGUUCACAAAAAUUUUGGUAAAAAAGCAAGGAUCUCCAGUUAGAUUCGAAAAUCAUUGUGUACCAUAUUUUUUGGGAUUUCUAAUAUAUUUUGUGCCUUUAUUCAUAUUAGGUAUCAUACUUAUAUCAGGUGUUUUUUAUUAUCAUAAAAAAGUUAAAAAUAUGAAAAAAUUAAGUUCAGAAAAAGGUAAAUGA
Plasmodium malariae is the source of this 927-nucleotide messenger RNA. RefSeq names its product fam-l protein. The transcript has 2 exons. Lineage: Eukaryota; Apicomplexa; Aconoidasida; Haemosporida; Plasmodiidae. The coding region runs from base 1 to 927 and encodes 308 amino acids. The record is from RefSeq and is a predicted model, not a curated record.